Molecule: messenger RNA, 4691 nt
Organism: Homarus americanus (American lobster)
Lineage: Eukaryota; Metazoa; Arthropoda; Malacostraca; Decapoda; Nephropidae
Gene: rho-5
Product: inactive rhomboid protein 1-like
Exons: 15
Coding region: 858-3665 (935 amino acids)
Biological process (GO): regulation of epidermal growth factor receptor signaling pathway; regulation of protein secretion
Cellular component (GO): endoplasmic reticulum membrane
Molecular function (GO): serine-type endopeptidase activity
Source: RefSeq, a predicted model, not a curated record
AGUAGUUGAAGCGUUGUAGGAAAUAUUACGUGGUGUUUGUUCCUCGUAGUCUAAAGUCCAAACAUUUUAUUUUAAAACUAAGAAGAUGAAUUGUUUUCCCGACAAAUUUUCAGGGUUGGAAAGAACGGCAGUUUCUAAUGCCGAAGAUUUAUUAUUCUGGCCAAAGUAAUUAAGUGCCGAAGUUUUGUCAACGUGUGAGAAAAAGUUUCAUUUAUUUCAGUAAAUGGCUCACGGAGACAUGUUAAUCUGGAUAAUGGUGCAAUAUUCGCUGAAGAAAUAACGCCUUGCGCUUGACAGAAAUAUAAUGAAUAUAUGAAUUAUGUGCAGUUUACAACGCCGCUUGUGAAGUCGACGGUCAGUAACACUCAUUUAACAGUUUACUAACUUUAUAAACGAUGUUUUUCUCAUGUUGCUGUACGUCCAAGAUGCUGGUAAUCGCGACAGUGAAAGUUAAUCAGAUCAUGGUAAUACAUAGUAAUUAAUAGGAGUGAAAAGAAAAUGAGUGAGGCAUAUAUAUAAGUCAAGGGUUCAUCAUGACUCCUUCAGUACACACACGGCCGCCAUGACGGGGACGCAAGGCAUCAACAUGACGCCGUGGGUGGUCGAACGUGAGGCAACACAGACGAAAUACUCCUCAUUUGCAUCAAAUUUAAAUACGAAAAAGAAAAAAAUGGUAAGAGCACUAAACAAAUUAUGUGGUGAUAAUAUAUGUGUACGAGAAAAUUGUAGAAAAUCUCUUGUGAGGAAGAAACGUGAACUUUUUCUCCUUACGUCAUGUAUCCGGGGAGACAUUGUUCACGUGAACGGAGACUAUCAUCACCUCGUAUAAGAAUGUCCUGACGCAGUGGGAGGCAUCAAUGAGGAGUAAAGUGAGCAAGAUCAGUAUACUGACCAAUGCGAAUAGCAGCCUGGUCCAGCCACUGCCUCACUCUGCCCCGCUACCAGGCAUCAGUCUUGGCCAUGGCGGACGGCUGGAGCCUUUGGGCAGGGGGCCUAGCAGCCUCAAGUCCCUGGCCUGGGAUCCCAACCUACUCAACCACCCGGCCAGGGAACCUAUCCUCUUACCUAUCCAGCGGAUAGUGCCGGUCAGUCGGCCGGAGGGCCAGCGGACUGUCAGCGCUCCAGCAUCAACACUCGGCCCUUCCCUCGCUGCAGCUGCUGUCAACCGGCAACAACAUCAACCACAAUCCCAUCCCCAGCCCCACCAGCACUCAUACUCUCAACCUACCCAUUCUCAAAGUGUACCUGCAGCCACAUCAACUAGCACCUCCAUGACCACAGCCACUACCAAGCCACACACCCUCUCCAGAAGCAUGUCUCGGAAAGAGCAAGUCAAAGCGUAUAUGAAGAAGGAGACACGGGAGUUCUUUGGAUUAGAUGAUACUUCUGAGGCAAAUCAGCGGCAGCGAUGGCAGGAGAAACGGAAACGCCUGGCCAGUCGCAAGUAUGGCCAGCUCAAGGACCAGCCCAACACUACCCACCACACACAGUCUUUCACCAGUGACUUCCAUGCCUUACAAGAGCUUCAGGAGGGAUUGGGCGGUGGUCUACCGGACUCCAUAGAUGGAGCAUCAUUGCCGCAACCACCUCACCGAGGGAAGGACUCAGUUGCCAAGAUGACUUGGGAUGGCCUCUCAUUUGUAGUUUCUACGGUUGCAAAGCGGAGAGCCAAGAGUCAAAUAUCAGGCACUGCUGGCGGCCGGUCUAAAAGUCGCAGUUAUGCCCCAUCAUCCAUGUCUGUCGCGGAUGACGUGUUUGACGAGCCUGAUGUGUCACCCACCACAACUGCCACCACCACCACAACAACCACCGCGGCAACCAUGCGCCCCACCCCACCUGUGGAUCAUUAUACUAUGGAGUCGCUUUCAGAUGAAGUGUUCUUUGACAGCAAGGUAGCAGGGAGUCCUGAUGCUGUGACUGGCACUGCUAGUUAUGAUAGUAGUAAAGAAGUUGGAGGAGCAAGGUACCACCCCAGUGUUCAAGAGUGGCAAAGACCGGCCGUACAGGUGUCGGACUCGGUUGAUGCUAGCGGACGAUCGAGCGCUCACAUCGGUCGCUCGCGUAUCUGGAAUCGAAUUUUGGAUAGCUGUUUUGAUAACUCUGAUCGAAGACAAUAUGGCAGAGGAAUCAUGGGUAGAAUUUUUAGGCGAACAUUCAAGGAGAGUGUUAAGAAAGACAAAGAUGUAAAGAAACAACUAGAUGAGAUGAAUGAUUACCGGCCGUACUUCACCUGGUGGGUCACAACCGUACAAGUGUUCAUCCUCCUGCUUUCCAUCAUGUGUUAUGGUCUGGCUCCUCAGGGCUUCACUCUGAAGCAACAGUCAGGACAGGUCCUGAUGGCCAGCUUAUCAAUCCAAACUGUGGACUACUGGGAACCCUCAAAUUUCUGGAUAGGUCCUAGAGCGGCUGAUCUUAUACACUUAGGAGCCAAAUUUGCACCAUGUAUGAGGAAGGAUGAAAAAAUAUUCAGACAUGUAGAGGAACAACGGAGAGCGGAGAGAGAAACGGGGUGUUGCAUUCGAAAUGAUGACUCGGGUUGUGUUCAGUCGUCACGAAGAGAAUGUUCGGAAUGCAACUACCGCGUUUUAGAAAAACUGACUGUACCUGUAGUGAGUGAGGUGAACAUAGAAGAAGCAGCAGAGCAUACCAGGUUAUCUGUCUGGAAAAAAUGGAGUGAGUUGGCGAAGGGGCCAGAUGGACGCCUUUCUGGUUCUGUGUGUGGACAAGACCCAAAUUACUGCAAAGAACCAGCAUCUGUCCCCCCACAUGAAUGGCCCGAUGACAUCACUCGGUGGCCAAUUUGCCGGAAAAGAAUAGCAGCGGUUAAAAAGAUCCACGCUGCUGAGCACAUGGCGUGUGAAGUUAUUGGCCACCCCUGCUGUAUAGGCAUUCAUGGAGAGUGUCGAAUUACAACGCGGGAGUACUGUAAUUUUGUGCGCGGCUACUUCCAUGAAGAGGCUACGCUUUGCUCUCAGGUUUCCUGCUUGAACAACGUUUGUGGUAUGAUACCGUUUCACAACCCUGAUGUUCCAGACCAGUUUUAUAGAUUGUGGACAUCUUUAUUUAUUCAUGCAGGAGUUCUGCACCUGCUCAUCUCAGUAGUGCUUCAAUACUACCUUAUGCGAGAUGUUGAGAAGCUGGCUGGCCCUGUGCGAAUCGGAGUCAUCUACAUAGUUUCAGGCAUCGCAGGCAACCUGGCCUCUGCUAUUUUCGUCCCGUAUCGGGCAGAAGUCGGUCCCUCUGGCUCCCAGUUUGGACUGCUGGCAUGUGUGUUUGUGGAAUUCAUCAACUCUUGGCAGAUGAUGAGAAACCCGUGGAGGGUACUCGCUAAACUGGUGGUCAUGACAUUGACUUUCUUCUUGGUGGGGCUCUUACCCUGGGUGGACAACUACGCCCACAUAUUUGGCUUCAUCUUCGGGUUCCUGCUUUCUUAUGCACUGCUGCCGUUCGUGUCGUUUGGUCCAUACGACAAGCGGAGGAAGGUGUUGCUCAUCUGGGUGUGUCUGGUGGCCGUGGUGGUGAUGCUCACAGCGCUUAUAAUACUCUUCUACGUCACGCCCAUAUACGAGUGCAAGAUCUGCGAAUACCUAAACUGCAUCCCUUUAACGCGGGACUUUUGUGCAGAGCAGAACAUCAAUUUCAACAAGAAGUUGGAUAUUAUAUGAAAGGCUGAUGCUUGCUUGGGCGGCAUCUGCUGUCAGUCAACGGUCACCGACGUGCCAACAUUUCUAGUAAUAUAACCAGUGUAAUUAUUACCGUAUGUUAUACAAGUGAUCACUGCUGUUAUGGUCAUUUUCUAGUUUCAUACUCGGGGAAAUAUGGGAUAUACCAACGCCUAUUUUGGCCCGCAUGUUUUAAGGGCUAAACUAGCAUCAGUCAGAUGAACAAAUUGGUAUUAACAUGUUAUGAACAAGAAUUGCAUAUAUGUAACAAGUUAAUGGCAAAAGUUAAAUUUUUGUCUUUAUGCCAUCUGUAAAACUUUUGUAUUAAAAUGGUUUUCAUAUAAAAUUUAUCCUGGAUAAGAAUAUUUUCAAUUCACUUUAAAUUCCUUCAAGCUGGAUUAUCUUCCAUGGCUGAAUUUGUGAAAUAUUUUAUAUACUGUAUUCCAAAACAUUGGCAGAAUCCUGACCAUUCAGUUGCCUCCAGAUCAUCUAGCAGUCAUGAGAAAACUAAUCAAAUGCUGAGAUAUGUAGAGAGUGAUAAUCUCAUUACCUUCUAACACAGUCAUGAUUGCAUCAACAAAACUAUAACUACUGUAUAUCCUUGGACAUUAAACCUGAUAGAGCAAAAACAUAUAAACAUGUCUUGUUCAUAACUGGCAUUGAUACUGGUUUGUUGACAGCCUAUCUUGAUGUUGUGGCAUUACCUGUCACACUAGAACACAGAAUAGUGAGGAGAGAUGGGCAGUCGCACCAAGGACAAUGGGCCACAAUUCUGAAAUACCACACGAGACAUAGUAACGAGGAAAAGCCAGUGAGAGCGCUCAGCAAGUUUUUGAUGACACGUUAGAAUACAGAAAACACCGCUCAAUUACCUGAGGACAAAUCUCCAGUGGACUUCCAUAGUUGCGGCCCAACAGAUGAACUGGAGAGUGAAAGAUGCAACAAAAAAUCCUCUCAUUCUUUGUCUCAGAUCUGUUACUAUUAUUAUUAUGGUUAUGAUUGUAUGUGAAAAAUAAAAGUGUAGGUUAG